CGCCGACAGUGUGGUGUCGCGCCCAGGUCUCCCUCACGCGGCGGCGGCGGCAGCGGCGACAUGGCGGAGGCGGCAGCCGGAGUGGGCCGCUUCAAGUCCAACUAUGCUGUCGAGCGCAAGAUCGAGCCUUUCUACAAGGGCGGGAAGGUGCAGCUGGAUCAGACUGGGCAGCACCUCUUCUGUGUCUGUGGCACCAGAGUAAACAUCCUGGAUGUGGCCUCGGGGACUAUGCUGCAGAGCCUGGAGCAGGAGGACCAGGAGGACAUCACUGCCUUUGAUCUCAGCCCCGAUGACAAGGUGCUGGUGACAGCCAGCCGGGCACUGCUGCUGGCUCAGUGGGCCUGGCAAGAGGGCAGCAUCACCCGCCUGUGGAAGGCAAUACACACAGCCCCUGUGGCCACCAUGGCCUUUGACCCCACCUCCACGCUGUUAGCCACAGGCGGCUGUGAUGGGGCUGUGCGUGUCUGGGAUGUCGUGCAGCACUAUGGGACACACCACUUUCGGGGCUCACCGGGUGUCAUACAUUUGGUGGCCUUCCACCCGGACCCCGCACGCCUGCUCCUAUUCUCCUCAGCCGCAGACACCAGCAUCCGCGUGUGGUCGCUGCAGGACCGGUCGUGCCUGGCCAUGCUGACUGCCCACUACAGCGCUGUCACUUCUCUGACUUUCAGUGCCGAUGGUCACACCAUGCUCAGCUCAGGCCGUGACAAGAUCUGCAUUGUUUGGGACCUGCAGAGCCUCCAGGCCACAAGGACCGUGCCGGUGUUUGAGAGUGUGGAGGCUGCAGUUCUGUUGCCAGAGGAGCCGGCGCCGGAGCUGGGUGUGAAGUCUGCGGGCCUGCACUUCCUGACAGCUGGCGACCAAGGCACACUGCGCGUGUGGGAGGCGGCCUCUGGGCAGUGUGUCCAUGCACAACGGCAGCUGCCAGGUCCCGGGCGGGAGCUGACCCACUGCACCCUGGCCCGAGCCGCUGGCCUGCUCCUCAGCGUCACUGCUGACCACAACCUGCUUCUCUAUGAGGCCCGCUCCCUGCAGCUGCAGAAACAGUUUGCCGGCUACAGUGAGGAGGUGUUGGACGUCCGGUUCCUCGGGCCCAAGGACUCCCACGUUGUGGUGGCCUCUAACAGCCCCUGCCUGAAAGUGUUUGAGCUGCAGACGUCCGCCUGCCAGAUUCUCCACGGCCACACAGAUAUUGUCCUGGCCCUAGAUGUGUUCCGGAAGGGGUGGCUCUUCGUUAGCUGUGCCAAGGAUCAGAGCAUCUGCGUCUGGAGGAUGAACAAGGCAGGCGAGGUGGCCUGUGUGGCUCAGGGCUCUGGACACACACACAGCGUGGGCACCAUUUGUUGCUCAAGGCUGAAGGAGACCUUCCUGGUGACGGGCAGCCAGGACUGCACUGUGAAGCUGUGGCCCCUCCCUGAAGCCCUGCCAUCCAAGAGCACAGGCCCCGAUGGUGGACCUGUCCUCCUACAGGCCCGGGCCACGCAGCACUGCCACGACAAGGACAUCAACAGUGUGGCCAUCGCCCCCAACGACAAGCUGCUGGCCACGGGGUCACAGGACCGCACGGCCAAACUCUGGGCCCUGCCACAGUGCCAGUUGCUGGGCGUCUUCUCGGGCCACCGGCGUGGCCUCUGGUGUGUCCAAUUCUCGCCCAUGGACCAGGUGUUGGCUACGGCCUCGGCCGAUGGCACUGUCAAGCUCUGGGCACUGCAGGAUUUCAGCUGCCUCAAGACGUUCGAGGGACAUGAUGCUUCUGUCCUGAAGGUGGCAUUUGUGAGCCGCGGCACACAGCUGCUGUCCAGCGGCUCUGAUGGGCUUGUGAAGCUUUGGACCAUCAAGAACAAUGAGUGUGUGAGGACGCUGGACGCCCACGAGGACAAGGUCUGGGGUCUGCACUGCAGCCGGCUGGAUGACCAUGCCCUCACCGGCGCCAGCGACUCUUGUGUCAUUCUCUGGAAGGAUGUGACCGAGGCGGAGCAGGCAGAGGAGCAGGCCAAGAGAGAGGAGCAGAUGGUCAAGCAACAAGAACUGGACAACCUGCUCCACGAGAAGCGGUACCUGCGGGCGCUGGGCCUGGCCAUCUCUCUAGACCGGCCCCACACUGUGCUGACUGUCAUCCAGGCUAUCCAAAGGGACCCCGAGGCUUGCGAGAAGCUGGAAGCCACGGUGCUCCAACUGCGGCGAGACCAGAAAGAGGCCUUGCUGCGCUUUUGUGUCACGUGGAACACCAACUCACGGCACUGCCACGAAGCCCAGGCCAUGCUGGCCGUGCUCCUGCAGCAUGAAGCCCCGGAAGAGCUGCUGGCCUACGACGGUGUGCGGGCCUCACUUGAGGCCCUGCUGCCCUACACUGAGCGGCACUUUCAACGGCUCAGCCGGAUGCUGCAGGCAGCCACCUUCCUGGACUUCCUAUGGCACAACAUGAAGCUGCCCACCCUCCCCGCGGCCCCCGCGGCCCUCUGAAACACACCAAAACAUGUACUUUGCUAUCUCAGC
Messenger RNA from Aethalodelphis obliquidens (Pacific white-sided dolphin), 2496 nucleotides. RefSeq names its product transducin beta like 3 (gene TBL3). Gene Ontology annotation, molecular function: protein binding; U3 snoRNA binding. Bases 61 to 2463 code for a protein of 800 amino acids. The record is from RefSeq and is a predicted model, not a curated record. The transcript is spliced from 22 exons. Lineage: Eukaryota; Metazoa; Chordata; Mammalia; Artiodactyla; Delphinidae. Gene Ontology annotation, cellular component: small-subunit processome; 90S preribosome; nucleolus. Gene Ontology annotation, biological process: endonucleolytic cleavage in 5'-ETS of tricistronic rRNA transcript (SSU-rRNA, 5.8S rRNA, LSU-rRNA); endonucleolytic cleavage to generate mature 5'-end of SSU-rRNA from (SSU-rRNA, 5.8S rRNA, LSU-rRNA).